This is a messenger RNA of Megalobrama amblycephala (Wuchang bream), 2744 nucleotides long. RefSeq names its product zinc-alpha-2-glycoprotein-like. The transcript has 7 exons. Bases 79 to 1218 code for a protein of 379 amino acids. Gene Ontology annotation, biological process: immune response. NCBI's taxonomy places the organism in Eukaryota, Metazoa, Chordata, Actinopteri, Cypriniformes, Xenocyprididae. The record is from RefSeq and is a predicted model, not a curated record. Gene Ontology annotation, cellular component: external side of plasma membrane.
UUUCUGCAGUCAGACUGUGUUGUGAGACGUCUGUAAACAUCAGCAGAAUUAGAAAGACUAAUCAAGAGAUUUUUAAUCAUGGGCUCGGGUGUCGCGACAAAGAGUUUUGCUCUGCUUUGUUUUUUGUUCCUCUGCGGGACUUCUCCUUCACUUCAAGCAGAAAAACACUCCCUGUAUUACAUUUACACGGCCUUGUCCAAACCUCUUGAUCUGCCGGGCAUCCAUGAAUUCACUGCUAUGGGUCUGCUAGAUGACAGACAGAUUGACUAUUAUAAUAGCAAGGAAAAGAGAAAGAUUCCCACACAGCACUGGAUGAAAGAGAAAAUGCAGGAGGAUUACUGGGAAAAAGGCACCCAGUCCAGAAAGAGCAAAGAACAGUGGUUUAAUGUGAACGUCAACAUUCUGAUGGGCCGUAUGAAAGACAAUGAUUCAGAUGUUCAUGUGCUUCAGUGGAGACAUGGUUGUGAAGUUGAUGGAAAUGAGUUUUCCAGAGGCAUUGAUGAGUACAGCUAUGAUGGCGAGAACUUUCUGUCUUUUAAUGAUAAGGAUUCUCAGUGGGUUGCCCCUGUUAAAGAGGCUCUUCCAACCAAGAGGAAAUGGGAUGAUGUGCCCAUCCUAAACCAGUACACCAAGGGCUACCUGGAGAAAGAGUGUGUGGACUGGCUCAACAAAUUCAGAGAAUAUGGAGACGAGGAACUCAGAAAUGGCUCUCCUCCAGAUGUUUAUGUGUCUGCAAAAAAGUCUACCAGUGACAAAAGUAAGCUGAAACUCAGCUGUCUGGCCACUGGCUUCUACCCCAAAGACGUCAUGUUGACGAUAAGGAAAUAUCGCACAUCCCUGCCUGAUAAUGAGGUUGAAUCCACAGGAGUCAGACCAAACAAUGAUGGAACCUUCCAGCUGAGGAAAAGUGUGGACAUCGAGGAGGAUGAAAAAGCUGAAUAUGACUGUUUUGUGUCCCACAGUACUCUCAAAGGAGGACCAAUUAUCAAGAAAUGGGAUGGAAAAUGCAAAGACUGUAAUGAAGGCUCUUUUAUGGUUAUUGGAAUUGCGAUUGGAGCUGGAGCUGUAGCAGCUGUUGUUCUUGGGAUCUGCGUUUACCUUUUUAAGACUAAAAGAAUUGUUUUCAGACAACAGAAACAAACAAAGGAAGUACCACAAAAUGAAAAUGCUAAUGAAACAAACCAAAAGCUUCUCCCAGGAGCCAACGGAGCUGUCUAAUGGAAGACGCUGUCCAAAGUAGUAGUAACAUGCCGUAUGUGUGUCAGAACAAUUUCUUUUUGUGCCACAGAAAACAGAAAAUUACCUGAGGAUAAGGAUCUCACAUCUAUGCUCAUUUUUCUGCAGAGUUCCCACACAUCCUGGAAAAGUCUGGUUGUCCUGGAAAACUAGUCCCCCUAGUUUUAUUCAGUUCUGAGCGAUAUAGGAUGUCAUAAUGAGACGCUGACAUGAUGCACCGUGAAUUACACAAUCAGAGAUUCAUUCACUUCUCGCGCAGCACAAACUAGUGUUGUGAACACGAGGUGCAGGCAAAUGUGAUUUUGAUUUUCUGCAAGUUCACUAAAUAAGUUAAUACAAGUCACUUACAUUUUGGAAGAAAUAUUGUUUGACCAACAAAAAUAGUUCCAAACAAAACUGGAGCAGAACGUUUCUUCUCAACACAGUGGUGUUUCAGAAUGAAUCUAUAAUUUUUAACAAAUCAUUUGAGGAAGUGAUUCAAUGACCCAUUCAUAAAAGACCAUCAUUUGCUUAGUUCAUAGAUGAAUGAGCUUUUUGAACAAAUCGAUUGAAAGAUUGACUCUAAUAUCUUUCCAUCCACCUAUUUUUAUUUGCAUUUUGGAGUAUUGCAUAAGGAUAACGCUGAAUGGAAAUGCAAAGAUUGCACAUAAAUUCAAAAAAUGUGCAUAAAAACGUAUGCCUUCAAAUGGGAUAAAAUUUUUUAUGUUAUACGAAAACAUACACAAACUGUGAUGGAAACGCUUGAUGCGCAUCAAAAAAGACAUGUGACUUUGCAAUGGGAUGGCAACUGGAUCAACCAACGAUCUCGUUGCACAGCAUCUGAAAUGCCUGAGCAAAGUCUAUCGUUAAAGUGGUUUGGUUUAAUUAACCUCCCAGAAGCGUUCACAAAAACCAGGCAUCUGAAUGCAAUAUCAGUGUAUCCGCAGUAUCAGUGUAUAUUGUAUUUCAGCUGCAUGCUCUGAGUUGCAAAUAAUUUAUUAUAUAUGAAAAUUAUUAUAUACAGUGGCUUCUAAUGCAACAGCUUCCAUUUUUCUUAGUGAUGAUAUUUAGUGCCAGUGUAUCAGGAAAUGACAAAUAUAUAUAUAUAUAUAUAUAAUAAUUAUAUAUAUAUAUAUAUAUAUAUAAAUUAUUAUAUAUAUAUAAUUAUAUAUAUUAUAUAAAAAAUAUAGAAAGUGUGCUUUACAAAAAGGAAAAGACAAAGUAAGACUUCUGGAAAGAGGAAUAUAACUUUAGGCCAUGAAUCUAUCAUUGUCUUUUAUUCCUGUCAUAAUGAAAUUUGAAAUGUUUGAGCUUCAUGCUGAUUUAGGUCAAAGUAUGAAUUUGUCAAAAUAAGUGUGUUGUGCUUAUGUUUUGAAAAAUGAUGUUACAGUGUUAUUCUAAUAAACCACUUUGGUUGCCUAACAAUUGUUUAUUGGAAGAUUUGAAUUGGUUGACUAUAGCUUUAUUUUUCCUUCUGUAUUUGUAGUUUUAUUUAUUCAUGAUGCAAUAAAGCACAAUUGAUCAUGUCA